CGUCUCCUCGCCUUCCUCGGCUUCGGGGUCCGCGCAGCCCGCCGGCGCCCGGGGAAGGGGCUGGGGCCUGGCCUGCCUCAGCCUCCCUCCGGGAAGAGCGCGGGCAUCUGAGCUCAGGCCGCACAGACCCUGUGCCAGGCGCCGGCUCGGCCGGUGGGGGUCCAGUGGGCGCGGUGGAGCCCAGGCUUGAGGAUGCCCCGCUAGGCCCUGGGAAGGCUGAGGAUGCUGCGCUGAGCGAGAUGGAGGGGGGCUGAGGACGCUCCGCUAGGCCAGGAGGAGGGGGCCGAGAAUGCCCCCGGGCGGGGUGAGCCGCGUGUGCUCUGCACCAGCCCCAGCUCCUGCCCUUGCAGCGCUUUCUGCAGUGGGGGCAGGACGCCUGGCGCACGUCGGCUUCCUGGGGAGGGGUCACUGUGCUGUUUUGUCCCUGGGACGACGCUCCGUAACCCUAACGGGGAUACUGCAGACUCAAGCUUGCCCUCUGCCCCCACGCAGCUGCUGGGCACCCCUGAGGAGUGGUGGCACCUGCGGGGUUUCAGGGAUGGCCCUGGGGAAGAUGGAGUCCUCGGGUCUGGCCAGGCAGAACCACCUGUGCCGCGCGGCCCAUCAGGGAUGGGUGGGAAAGGGGUGGUCCCCUGGUCCAGCACCGGCCCAACCCCGCCCUCCUCCCCCUGGCCCCAGCCGGAAGUCCUCCGACCUUGUCCUGCCCUGGCAGCAUCCUGGCCCCCACUGUCUCGGUUUUCCUGUUUUUCAUUACGGACAGAUCUGAAGGAAACAGGCUGCAGUGCAGAGCCAGUGGGCCGAGGGGCAGCGGGCCUGGCCUGGAGCGAGGACCUGCAGAGUCCUGCCUCUCUCUGUCCCUAGGCUGUGGCUCUGGGUCCCCCCCUCCCCAGCUCCUCCUGGGGUGGCCUUCCAGUGCCCCCGAGUCAGGGAAGCUGGGUAGCACCCCCCCCCGCUGGGCCUGGUCCCGGUCCCCCAGGAUGCAGUGGCCCCAUUUCAUGGAGGAGCUGGUAACCAGGGCAGACUGGGUGUGACCAGCAGGGAGGUCGUUGGAGGGGAGGCUGGCCUGUCCCUUGUCAGCUGCCCGGAGGCUGGAGGCCACAGGAGGUGCUCUAUACCAGCAGGGGGGCUCUUGUGGGGGUAGCUGACCUUCAACCCGCCCAGGCCCUGGGCCAUUCCGUGUCCCUGUGUCCUGGGUCAGGGUGCCUGAGCCCCUCCCACAGGCUGCAAUACAAGAGGGUGUGGGGUAGAGGAGCAAGCUGGCACCCAGCUGUCCCUGGCUGUCACCCUCGGAGAGCUUGCUUGGAUUCAGGGGUCCUGGAAUCCUCACACCCCCUGCUCCCACCUGCCAGCUGGGAAAACUGAGGCAGAGGGCCUGCUGAUGACAGGCCAAGCCCAGGCAUCUCAUGCAGGUGACAGGCUCCUUUCCCUGGCAUGUGCUGAAGUGCUUCCCUGCGAAGGCUAGUGGCACUGAUGGUGUGGGUGGACCCGUCAAGGGUCUGUCACUUGCCCACAGACGCAUGAGUGUGCUACCGUAGCAAUGAUGUUCAAGGCUGCAGACCCCUCCCAGGGUGUGAUGGGGGAGCCCUGGCAUCCCACCUCGUGGAAGGGCGAGGCCCAGGCCCCAGCCUGGCAGCUCACCUGGCCUCUCCUGGGGGCCGGCUCCCAGGCCUCAGGGUCAGGUUCGUGGUGCUGGUCUGGCUGAGCGUCUUCGCGGGCAGCUGGCUGGUGUAUGUGCACUACUCGUCCUACUCUGAGCUCUGCCGUGGCCAUGUCUGCCAGGUGGUCAUUGUAAGUGGGGGGCCUCGGGCUGGAGGUGGACUGGGGUGCAGCAGAAGAGGGGCUCCACAGGUGCCAGGGAGGGUGUCUCACCCAGCCUGAGGAAGUCCCUGCCCUGCAGGGGCCCCCACCACCCUCCUGGGGCCAAGCCGGGGGUGCCACGGUCCUGGGAGGAUGCGUGUUAGGGUGCGUGUGUGUGUGUGCCUGGGAGUGCGAGCUCACAGGCGUUUGGGUGCGUGUGAGCAAGUAGUCACUCCCUGCUUCUUGGGGUCCCCUGUGGCAAGGGGAACUGUUCCGGAAGUGAAGCCUGUCUUGGGGCCCUGGGCCAUGGCUUCCCUCCCAGAGGAGGCCCUGCCACCACCUGCUGCCGUGUGGGCCAGGCCAGUGGCACUCAGGCUGGGUACUACAUGCCCUGGCCGGUUCUGCAGAGGGCGAAACAGACUGGGGAUACGGGACUUGCCGAGGGACCUGACGGGCAGCAGGCGUCCUGGAGGGCUGAGCACACCACUGCUGCACAGGCUGUGCCUGCCCCUCCCGGCCCUGGAGAAGGGAGGUGGCAGCCCCAGACAAGGGUGGGGUCCCCUGGGGGCCCAGGCCUGGUGCGCUGCCUCCCCCCAGCUGCUGUGUGACUGACCAGCAGUGCUGCCUCUCCGGUGCCCGCCUGGGCCGGGCCCACAGCCCUGUCACUGUGCCAGUCUGGGGUCAGAGCAGACCCCUUAUGGAGGUGGCAGACCGCACAUGUGCUUUGCCUGUUCCCUGUCAAUCGGGACGAGGACUGUCAUUCAGGCUGCCCUGCCACAGGACAGAUGCUGCCCUCAGGGCUCAGGGGGCUGGGCACACCACCUCUGGUUGGCCCUGCUGCUGCCUGCCCUGGGAUGGUGGCAUUCGUUACCUCCCCUCCCCGCCUUCCUCCACUUCAACCGCCCGGCUCCAUGGUAACUGAAAUGUAUGUCCAGGAGUGCACGCCAACCCAGAUGGCUCUGAGGCCCUGUCCAAGGCAGGCUGGGCUGAUCUGAUUACUGCUGAACAUGGUUCCCUGGGCCUCUGGCUAAUAAGGUGGCCUGGGGCAGGCAUGGCAGGAGGGACAGGCGGGGGAGUGGUCACCCGGCCCCAUGUGAUGUUUUCUGAGCUGACAGUGACCAGCAGCUCAGCUGUGAAGGGCAUGGGGGGUGGCAGUGAGGCCUGGCUCAUCCUAUGCAUGGGACGGAAGAUCAGGGCCAGGUCCUCCUUGUGGGCUGGGCCAAGACAGAUGCCCAGGCCCGGGAGUGGGCACUGCUCAGGAUGGAGCAGUUUUGAGGGGCCCCAAAACCGGGAAUCCAGGGGCCAGCCAGGAUGCUCCUAGGGACUUUGUGGAGGAAAGAGGAAGUGGUUUACACCAGCAGAGUCCAUGUGGCUUGUCCGACCUGUCCAGCUGCCUGCCUGAGCACUGCUAGCCCUGGGGCCUGGCCUGGGGUUGCCCAGGUAUUUCUGACCCUGGCCUUUGGCCUCUGAGCAGAGGCCUCAGUUCUCGAGUUCUGCUGGGGACCUGCUGUCAGUGGCCAUGACAGCAGCCUCCAUGCAUGCCAGGACAUGGGUGCUGCCAGGGGCAGGGUGCCAGCCAUCACGAGGCAGUGGGAACUAGCAUGGUUGAGGCCUCAGAACCAGGUCCUGCGCAGCUGACAGGCACAACAGGAACUUCAGCCCUGGAUGCCCAACCUGGUGGCCUCAUUGCUCUGUGGCACACCCUCCUCCCAGGGGCCCUGCUGGGCCUUGGACCCUGGGGAUCUGUGAGGGUGGGGUCGCAGCCACUAGCCUGUGCCCUCGCCACACCCUGGCCCCCAUGUCCCCAGUGUGACCAGUACCGCAAGGGCAUCAUCUCAGGCUCCAUCUGCCGCGACCUGUGUGAGCUGCACACGGUGGAGUGGCGGACCUGCCUGUCCCCAGCCCCGGGCCAGCAGGUGUACAGCGGGCUGUGGCAGGACAAGGAGGUGACCAUCAAGUGCGGCAUCGAGGAAGCCCUGAAUGCCCAGGCCCGGCCAGAGGUGGCUCCGCGGCGGGAGCUGGUGCUGUUUGACAAGCCUACUCGGGGCACAUCCAUCAAGGAGUUCCGGGAGAUGACCCUCAGCUUCCUCAAGGUCAGGUUGUGUCCCCGGCCUGAGCGGGCCUCCCUCCACUGUGCGGCAGGACGUGGUGGGGAAAAGGACUCACUGUCCAGGUGUCCAGGCAGCAGCGGGGCCUCUCUGGGGCCCCCAUAUACUCAGAGGCGAACCUGGGAGACCUGCCCUCUCUGCCUGCACUGGUUGGCCAGGUCCUGCUCAUGGCCGACUUCAACAAGGACAGCCGUGUGUCCCUGGCUGAAGCCAAGUCCGUGUGGGCCCUGCUGCAGCGCAACGAGUUCCUGCUGCUGCUGUCCCUGCAGGAGAAGGAGCACGCCUCUCGGCUGCUGGGCUGCUGUGGGGACCUCUACCUCACAGAGGGUGUCCCUCAUGGCUCCUGGCCUGGGGCCACGCUGCCCCCGCUGCUGCGCCCACUGCUGCCACCCGCGCUGCACAGGGCUCUGCAGCAGUGGUUCGGGCCUGCGUGGCCCUGGCGUGCUAAGAUCGCCAUUGGCCUGCUGGAAUUCGUGGAGGAGCUCUUCCACGGUGCCUAUGGGACCUUCUACAUGUGUGAGACCACGCUGGCCAACGUGGGCUACACGGCCACCUACGACUUCAAGAUGGCCGACCUGCAGCAGGUGGCGCCCGAGGCCACCGUGCGCCGCUUCCUGCAGGGCCGUCACUGCGAGCAGAGUGCUGACUGCACCUACGGGCGUGACUGCAGGGCCCCCUGCGACCGGCUCAUGCGACAGUGCAAGGGCGACCUCAUCCAGCCCAACCUGGCCAAGGUGUGCGAGCUGCUGCGGGACUACCUGCUGCCCGGGGCGCCCUCCGGCCUGCGCCAGGAGCUGGCCAAGCAGCUGCGCACCUGCACCACGCUCAGCGGGCUGGCCAGCCAGGUGGAGGCCCACCACUCGCUGGUGCUCAGCCACCUCAAGACGCUGCUCUGGAGGGAGAUCUCCAACACCAAGUACUCCUAGGGGCGCUGCACCUGAGGGCCCCACUGCUCUCUGGGCUCCUUCACCCUAGACUGACCACUGAGCUCCUCCUCCAUGGGAAAGGCCAGAGCCAGAGGGCAGGAGGGAGGGACACUGCCAGUCCUAAGAACACGAUAUAAAUAAAUGGCUUUGGUGUGAUGCCUGGGCA
This is a messenger RNA of Heterocephalus glaber (naked mole-rat), 4997 nucleotides long. It is a transcript of the gene Dipk1b, whose product is annotated as divergent protein kinase domain 1B. The record is from RefSeq and is a predicted model, not a curated record. Lineage: Eukaryota; Metazoa; Chordata; Mammalia; Rodentia; Bathyergidae.